AUGAAGUUUUGCCUGUCUACUGACGUGGCAUUCAAGCUGUCGCUGUCGGCGCCCAAGCUCACUGUCUCCGCCGGCGCGCGCGUGUACAUAAACGGAGCCCUUGCGGCGAGCGACCCAUCCGGUGGGAAGGCCGGCGGCGGCAGCGGGCGCAUCACAAAGGACUUGAAAAAGAGGGCGCUGGUGGCGGGCCUCAACGUGAUUGCCGUGCAGGUGUCGGACAUGGGCAGCCCGGCGGUGGCUGGCUUUGACAUAGACCUGUCAUACCUCUGGAACGAACCCCUGGUUGCUUCGUUCUUGCCGGAGUCCUGCCAGUGA
This is a messenger RNA of Monoraphidium neglectum, 315 nucleotides long. RefSeq lists its product as hypothetical. Lineage: Eukaryota; Viridiplantae; Chlorophyta; Chlorophyceae; Sphaeropleales; Selenastraceae. The record is from RefSeq and is a predicted model, not a curated record. Bases 1 to 315 code for a protein of 104 amino acids. The transcript has 4 exons.